ACUCACGCACAAGCCACCUAUGCCGGUGCUGUUGAGCUGGAUCUUCCACUUGUCGUUCUUAGACGAAUGAUAGUUCAUUUACCUGUUACAAAUUUAGCUGUUGAUUUCAUUUCAAUUUUUCACAAAUAGCGUAACGUUACUUUUCGCACGGAAUAAGAGUGAUUAUGUCCAGACCGCUGAAUUCAGCUUUUCUACCUCCGCAAACUCACGGCGUUUUGAAGGCGCUCCUGGAAAAACCUCUGAAACUACCUGGGCAAGAUGAAGGCUAUGGGAAGGAGAGAGAAAAGGUGAAAAAGCUAGAAGAAGAGAAAAGCGCUCCACAGUCGGCUUUCUUAGGGCCAACGCUUUGGGAUAAAACAUUGUCUUAUGAUGGAGACGGCUUUGAGUUGGAGUAUAUGGACCUUGAGGAGUUCCUCUCUGAAAAUGGCAUCAUCUCCAGUCCCGCACAGCAUGACCAAAGCCUCCACCAGCAGCACCAGCAGCAGCACCAGCAGGCGUCAAUGCCACAGGCCCUCGUCUCAGUCAUGGACCUCAGCAGCCGGCCCAUCACCUCCAUCCACACGGGCAUGGUCCCUCAGAACUGCCUCCACAGCACGGGCAGAACAGUUUUACCUCCAUCACGUAACACGCCAAGUCCUAUAGACCCGGAGGCCCUUCAGAUACCGGUGAACUACGAGCCUGAUCCCGCAGACCUCGCUCUGUCCAGCGUCCCGGGCCAGGAGGUUUUCGACCCACGGAAAUGCAAGUUUUCGGAAGAGGAGCUGAAACCUCAGCCUAUGAUCAAGAAAGCACGCAAAAUCUUCAUUUCUGAUGAUAUGAAGCAGGACGACAAAUACUGGGCACGGCGCAGAAAGAACAACGUGGCCGCCAAGAGGUCACGGGACGCUCGGCGCCUAAAAGAAAAUCAGAUUGCCAUCCGGGCUGCUUUCCUGGAGAAAGAAAACGCUGCUCUCCGACAGGAAGUUGCCGACAUACGGAAAGAGCUGGGGCGGUGCAAAAACAUCUUAACCAAGUAUGAAGCUCGGCACGGCACCCUGUGAGACAGACUCCACGGGUUCCCUUCCAAUUCGAAGGACAAUAUUAAUGGAUAAGGUCCGCUGGGCCUCUUUUCCAGCCAGCUCUCACCUUAAGUCUGUUCUUGGCACCUUAGAAGGCAGAAACAUUUCAUUGUGUGGUUGUUUUAAUACAUCUAGUAGAGAUCUCUCAUCCUCUUUCUCUAUUUGUUAUCGCAAACAAAGCCAUCAUUUUUUUGCCAACCGUGUUACUUAUUAUUUGCCUUGUUCGAUUUAUCAGUCAAAUCUGAGCUGCUCCUACAGACUCACAUGUGUGCUGUGUAUGGGAGAGAAGGUACAGUACAUGUGCAAAGCUGCUCUAGGCAUUGUGUGUCCGUAAAGACAUUAUUCUCACAGACAGAACCGAAUGUAGCAAGAUUUGAGAGUUUGAAACAAAUUCAUAUGAUCAUAGUUACUAAAUAUCUGUAUUUUAUUAGAAAACAGACAGUCAAGUUGCUUACUUUACAGUAUAUUUUUUUGGGAACAUACUGUACAGUAAGCAACUUGACAAUGAAAUGUAUAUAUAUGGACACUGUAAAAAAAAUAUUUUCAAGAUUUGUUAUCACAACAUUUUUUUCUUUUGUCAAAUC
Pimephales promelas (fathead minnow) is the source of this 1642-nucleotide messenger RNA. RefSeq names its product HLF transcription factor, PAR bZIP family member b (gene hlfb). Gene Ontology annotation, cellular component: nucleus. The record is from RefSeq and is a predicted model, not a curated record. Lineage: Eukaryota; Metazoa; Chordata; Actinopteri; Cypriniformes; Leuciscidae. Gene Ontology annotation, biological process: regulation of transcription by RNA polymerase II. Gene Ontology annotation, molecular function: RNA polymerase II cis-regulatory region sequence-specific DNA binding; DNA-binding transcription factor activity, RNA polymerase II-specific.